Eimeria necatrix is the source of this 429-nucleotide messenger RNA. RefSeq lists its product as hypothetical. The transcript is spliced from 3 exons. The record is from RefSeq and is a predicted model, not a curated record. Bases 1 to 429 code for a protein of 142 amino acids. NCBI's taxonomy places the organism in Eukaryota, Apicomplexa, Conoidasida, Eucoccidiorida, Eimeriidae.
AUGUCGCAGAGCCAAUUUUUGACGGAGUUGGCCAAGGUACGGUGGAAUGGCAACCCUAAGGAAUACACGGACCAGUUUGCAGCUGUAGCGGAGCGUGGAGUGGGUCUCACUCCCGAGGAACUCGCUGACUAUUACUGCACCGGGCUACCAACGAACCUACAUCUUCUCAUGACCAAUAACAGGGUCGAGGAUACCCAGCACGCGCUUGUCCCAGCAAGGGAGAACGUACCAAGCGUCCGGGGGAGACCUUUAGUUACCCAUUGCCCCCUCCUCCCUGACUUGGUUCCCCAGGGAGCCGACCCCGGCUGGCUCCCCAUCCGCAAUGCGGCAGGCAAUCCAACAGAGGAUUAUGAGGAAAAUUUUAUCAUGGGCCAGCGCGGCUCAGCAGCCGACGUCCCAGGACCUCGUCAAGUGGCGCGGAACCCCUGA